AGGUGUUGCCCCUCCCCCUUCUCAAUGUUGACCCUUUGGUGAAGUCUCCGGUCUCCGCGCGCAGAAAAGAGGAAGAAAUUAUAAUUAAAUAGGCCCCCGGAUCGAUUAUCUUCGUUUUUUUUAUCAAAUCAUCACUUUUGUCCUGAGCCUGAAAGAUAUUAACGGAGCAGGAGCACGUUUUUCCGCGGUGGCUCGCCCUAAGUUCAGACCGGUGAAGAAUAAAGGAUCUGUAGAUACUCGGUAAUGUCCCGUGUCAUAGAACCGCUGCUGAAAACUCGUCAAGAGAGGAUGAAGGAAAUCAAUUCAAGGAACAAGGAGAAGGAGAGAAUGAAGGAGCGAGAGAAGGAGGCAAGGGAGCGGGAGGCGCGCUACAGCAACGGCCACCUCUUCACCUCCCUCACCGUGUCCGCCACCACGCUCUGCUCCGCCUGCAACCGCAGCAUCACCGCCAAGGAAGCUCUGAGCUGUCCAACGUGUAACGUCACCAUUCAUAAUCGCUGUCGAGACACACUGGCUACCUGCGUCAAGAUGAAGCAAAAGCUGCAGAAGUUGGCCUUAGUGAGGAACAGCUCAGCUCUGCAGAAUGUAACACUUAGGAACAAGACUCCGUUAAUGAAGGAGCGCCCGAGCUCUGCCAUCUACCCGUCAGACAGCCUGCGUGCAUCGCUGCUGGGCUCGAGGAGAGUGAGGUCUGGGCUCUCAUUGGCCAAGAGCGUUUCCACCAAUAACAUCGCAGGUUGUGAGGACUCCCCUGUCGGUCUGAGGAGGAUUCUGUCUCAGUCCAGCGACUCCCUGAACUUCAGAAACCGAGCCAUGUCCCUGGAGUCACUGACAGACGAGGGGGAGAUGUACUACUCCUCUCUGCUGGAGGAGCUGCAGGAGGAGGGUCGCUGUGUGUCCACGGACAGCUGGAGUGUAGCCGUGGACCACAUUUUCCUUCAGAGUCAACGGAAAGACGUCAUCAAACGCCAAGACGUCAUCUACGAGCUCAUUCAGACAGAGUUCCAUCACGUGCGGACGCUGCGCAUCAUGGAGGGGGUGUACCGCCGGGGCAUGCUGGAGGAGGUGCUGCUGGAGCCGGGCGUCGUUCACGCCGUCUUCCCCUGUCUGGAACAGCUGCUGGGCCUCCACCAGGCCUUCCUGGCCCUGAUGAUGACCAGGAGGGCCCAAUCACUGGCCCCUGGCAGCCCCACCAACUUCAACAUCCAGCAGCUGGGAGAUCUCCUGCUGAAUCAGUUUUCAGGUCAGAGUGCUGAAGACAUCCGGAAGGUUUAUUCUGAGUUCUGCAGUCGUCAUCCCAAAGCUGUGAAGCUUUACAAGGAGCUGCUAGCCAGAGACAAGAGGUUCCAGCACUUUGUUCGGAAAGUGACACGAGGUCCUCUGCUGCGUCGUCAUGGGAUCCAGGAAUGCAUUCUCCUCGUAACUCAAAGGAUCACCAAGUACCCCGUCCUGAUACAGAGGAUCUUAGACAACACCAAGGGGAACGAGGAAGAGGUGCAGUCUCUGAGCACCGCGCUGGGGCUGCUGAAGGACCUGAUCAAGUCUGUGGACCAGGAGGUUCUGGAGCUGGAGCGCACCCAGCGGCUGCAGGAGAUCCAGGCCAGGCUGGACCCCCGGGCCCAGACGGAGGUCAGCGGAGGAGGCGUGUUCAGGGGAGGGGAACUGCUCCGCCGGAGGCUGGUGCACGACGGAAACCUCCUCUGGAAGAUCCAGGGCUCCCGCAUGAAAGAUGUGCAGGUUCUGCUGAUGUCUGAUAUCCUCGUCUUCCUCCAGGACAAAGACCAGAAGUUUACCUUCCCCUCGCUGGACAAGCCGUCUGUGGUUUCCCUGAACAAGCUGAUCGUCAGGGACAUAGCCAAUCAGGAGCGGGGGAUGUUUGUGAUCAGUGACUCCACCCCCCCAGAGAUGUACGAGCUCUACGCGGCGUCGAAGGAGGACCGCAAACACUGGAUGACCCUCAUACAGCAGACGGUCCUCAGGUGUCCAUCCCGAGAGGAGUUCGCCCUGAUUGAGACGGAGGAUAAGGCCUUACUGCGACGACUGAGAGCGGACAUCCAGCAGAAGGACAGGGAGGUGCUGGAGCUGCUGCAGGAGAGGGUCACCCUGUUCUCGGACCUGGCUGAGCUCACCAACUCGGGGGAGAAGAGCCCCAAUUCCUCCAACACCCGGAACCUGUUCCGCCUGGACACGCCCCAUGCACCCCACGCUGAGAAACGCCUCACCGACGCCAUCUCUGAAGUUGACCGACUGACUGAGUUAUUGGUGGGAUCGCAGUCGUUAACGUGCAGCAUCGCCAACGGCAACCAGGACCACCCGUGCUCCCCAAACCGAGAGCCCGCCUUAAAUGGAUCAUAUGAGUUCAGCAGUCACAUGUCUGAGGACACCAACGGAAACCGGUUUCAAGAUGGAGGGAUGAACGAGGAAGUAUGUCAGCGCCUGGUCAGCCUCAGUACGACGCUCCAUGCACUCCAGGCGGCGGUGAUCUGCCAGGACUCGGUGCUGGAGCUCUGUGUCCCCGGGGGUCCGACCAGCGGCCUGUCCGCCGGGACCGCCGUGCCCCGCCUCUCCCGCUCGGUGUCCAAAGACACCGGGCUGGACGCCGGCGAGGCCGCCAUGAUGCGCCGGCAGCUGGCGCUGCUGCAGGAGGAGGUGACCCGGCUGAAGCCCCUGGAGGGCCAGCUGGGGGAGAGCGAGAAGGCCCGGGCCCUGGCCGAGAAGCAGCUCAAAGAGAUGGCGCCCAAGGGCCACCGCAGGAACCGGGGCAAGGGCCACGGCAACAAGGGAGAGAAGGCUUCACGGAGGAAGAGCUGCAGUGACAUCGAUAUCCCCACCGUCGCCCCAUUGGCCAGCCAGGAAGCUGUGGACCAAUUAGACGGUCCGAUCCAGGAAGUCAGCGAGGAGGACGAGGAGCCAGAUGUGGUCCGGAUCUCCCCCCGUUCUGACAGCCCCAGAGAUCUCCAAGACAUUCCUGAAGAGAGCGAGUGCGGUCAUGAAACCAUGUCCACUUGAAGGCAGAUCCAGAUGUUUCGUAUCACAUUUAUAUCACACACACACACACAAACACGAACACACACACACACUAAGUCAACAACUAUCAGUUGACAAAGUUGCUGCUUCAGGAAGCAGAAUGUUGUAAUAAUGUAUUAAGCUAGGGGUUUGAUCUGUUAGCCACUAUCAACACGGGUAUUACGUGUCGGUAUGGUAGGGUGACAGACAUCCCCGUUUUCAAUGGACCGCCCCCGUAUCUGGAGGCUUUUAAACAGGGUAAUGACCCCUUAAAAAAUAAAAAGAUUCUAUAAAUAUAUAUAUACUCAUUUUGGGACAGUUGGUAACUAGUGUCGUGUCCCUCUCAUAGGCUGUGAAACCAGCUCACUACACAGGGGUGUAUCUAUCAACUUCAUACCAUAAGUAGUAGGGCUUUGACUCCGAACUUCGUUAUUCGAAUAUCAAAAAAGAAAUCAAAAUUUGAAGGAAUAUUAGGCAGCCCUUAUUAAUAUUCGGACCUGUUAUGCGCAUGCCAAGAGUGAGAGAUGUCGGAGAACCCGACGCAGUCUAUUCAUAAUAUUGUAAUGACCACUCGAGGCAGUGAAUAAAGUAUUGAUUAGACAGCGAUUAGACAGCGACGCCCAAUCCAGGUCUUAUUGAAGGCAUUUAAUGGUCAAAAUAUUAUUAAUAUAUAUUUUAAUAUUAAUAUUAAUAAACAAACUUUGAAUAUGAUUUUUGGGCAAAAGUCAAAGCCCUAAUAAGUAGUAAUGACCGAUCAUGAAUAAUAGGCUAUCAAUGCAGCAUAGAACCAUUCCUUAUUUGAGUGGCCUAGAUGGCUUCCUUCGGGGUGUUUUACCAAAGCUUAAAAACACAUCAUAGUAAACCAUUUGGCCUUCACUGCACAAUACUCUGCUAGGACUACAUUUUCGAUUGAUAAGAAUAGGCUAAAUGUAUUAGCGUUCAUUUCAGAAAUCUGGUCACCUUAUGGUAUAGCAGUUUGGAGGCAAUUCUUUAUCUGUAUAUUACUUUUAAGAACACGCUUUGCCUCUGAGGAUAGUUCAAUAACAAGAGCUCAUCCCUGUCAAGUUAAAACAUUUAGCCAUCAACAACCCCUUGAAGAGGACUGGGGUCAACAUGCUUUAUCCAUAACUGCCUGUACAUCUUUAGAAAGAGGAUGAUGCUAAUUUUUAUGAAGAAGGGCUAUAUACAUUGGCUGUUGGAACUGAAGCCUGCUGACUAGAAGGGUGAAGGGGCACUUGCCCUUCCCAAUGAAGAUAUGUGUAUGUUUUAUGAUCAAUCCUAUUUAAUGUAGCUUUAUACUGAAGGUUACCGUAAUAGUUAGAUAAUGAUGACCACAGUGCUGGAUCUUAUGAUUGUUUAAUCUCUAAUGCUGUCUUUUACAAGCUGAAGGAAUUGUCUGUAUACAUUUUGAUCAUUUAUCAAAAGAAACUGUAAAUGUUUUACUGUAAUAUUGCUGAUAAUUAUUGCAAGUCGAUCUACAUUAUCUGUGUGCUCUUUAUAAAUCUAAUGUAUUGA
This is a messenger RNA of Gadus macrocephalus (Pacific cod), 4521 nucleotides long. It is a transcript of the gene arhgef2b, whose product is annotated as rho/rac guanine nucleotide exchange factor (GEF) 2. Gene Ontology annotation, biological process: positive regulation of neuron differentiation; cell morphogenesis; actin filament organization. Gene Ontology annotation, cellular component: ruffle membrane; cytoskeleton. Lineage: Eukaryota; Metazoa; Chordata; Actinopteri; Gadiformes; Gadidae. The record is from RefSeq and is a predicted model, not a curated record. Gene Ontology annotation, molecular function: guanyl-nucleotide exchange factor activity; microtubule binding. The transcript has 22 exons. Bases 244 to 3009 code for a protein of 921 amino acids.